CCGUAUUUCGAAAUAUUCGCUACAUCUGUGCGAUAUUCGGCAAAUACUCGUGCACGAACUUCUUGAGAAAAUGCCGAGUCGUUGAAGUGAAAGAUAAGGGUGGUGAUAGCUUCCGAAAUGCGGCGAACGUAAGAGCAAUGUGUUUUUCUUUCUGAGACGAGACGAGGAACCGGGAGAGAAACUGGGAGCUGCGACUACACGACGAAGAGUAAUUUCCCGGAGAAGGCAAACAAACGCGUGGGUUUCGAUUAAACGCGGUGGACACGUUUGAUCACGCAGCAAGGAUCUCGCUUGGUCGGAUGGACGAUUCGCUCGAGUUCCUGAAUCGAGCGACCGCCAGUCUCGAAUGGCGAACCCUCAGGAACGCUUCGGCCGUUCCAUUGGACGUGCACGCGUCCGUCUUUCAACUGAGACUGAAGUGGAGGAAUCGUUGGUGCGCGGAACUGAUUGACCUUCAGGACAAUGGAAUGUUCGUGGACAGACGGUUGCGGCGCUUUUUGUGCCGCGGACCGAAGUACACGGGGAAGAUGACGAGGGAGAUCGCCGUCGUCAAGGAAUCGCUGUCUUCUACGUACGAUUCUGCGCGGAUUUGCAAAAGCGAGGGUCAGCAACGAGGAUGUUACCAAGGCGAGUCAGAGGUGGCGAAGUUAAUGGCGACUUCGAGAAACGAGAGGGAAUUACGUUGGGCUUGGUCCGCUUGGAGAGACCGUAUGAGCGGGAUGAGGUGGCCGUUUGCACAGUUGGUCGCCCUUGAAAAUGCAGCUGCGCGAAGUAACGGCUACGCGGAUGUCGGAGCGUACUGGAGGGAAGAGUUUGAAAUUCCGAACUUGGAGAACGUCUUCGAGGAGAUGUACCGACGUGUCGAGCCCCUGUACCGCCUCCUUCACGCCGUCGUGAGGUCUCGACUCGCGAAAUUGUAUCCCGAUGUCGUCGACACGUCCCAACCGAUUCCUGCUCAUCUGUUGGGCAACCUGUGGUCGCAGAGUUGGGAGACGUUAAUCGACGUGGUGUUUCCGAACUACGCAGCGAUCGUGCCGGAUCUGGCGGACUCGAUGAGGCGGGACAAUUACAGCGUGACGAGGAUGGUGAGAGAAGCGGAGGAUUUCUACGUCUCCCUUGGAUUUCCGCCCUUGACGCCGGAGUUCUGGCGGAACUCGGUCCUCGAACGGGAACCUGGUGAAACUACCAGCUGCCACGCGACUGCUGUUAACAUGUUUAAGAGAAACGACGUUAGGAUCUUCGCGUGCCUCGAGGCGAGACCGCAAGAUAUCAACGUUAUCCAUCACGAGUUAGGCCACAUACAAUACUACAUGGCGUACCAGAACCAGCCGUCGUUUUUCAAGAACGGCGUGAAUAGCGCCUUCCACGAGGCGAUAGGCGACGCGAUCUCCCACGGGGCGACUUCCGCCCGGCACAUGCGGCGUCUAGGCUUGAUGCGCGGGGCGUCGCCGAACUCGUUGGGGGAAACGGCGAUCCUGGUGAGGCGGGCUUUGCUGAAGAUACCGCAGCUGUUGAGCGGCCUGGUGAUUGAGAAAUGGAGGUGGUCGGUGUUCUCCGGGAGAACGAGACCCUCGAGCUACAAUCGGGCGUGGUGGGAGCUGCACCGUCGCUACAUGGGCGUCGCGCCGCCGUCGCCGAGGACCGAGCAGUUCUUCGACGCCGCCGCCAAGUACCACGUUGCCCACGGUAUACCUUACGCCAGGUAUUACCUGGCGAGCUUCCUGCAAGUGCAACUGUUCGGAGGGAUGUGCGAGGCGACCGGCUCCACGACGUCCAACGCGAGCCUCCACGAGUGCGACAUUUACGGAUCGAAGGACGCGGGAAGGAUCUUGAGCUUUAAUUAUACUUCUCAAGGUGUGGCUCGGAGUGGUAAAAAAAAAUAUAAUUCUAAAAAAUACGCUCGUUUCUCGUCUUUAAGGUCGGUGAUGAAACUCGGGAGCAGCGUGGACUGGAGGCGCGCGUUGCGCUUUACCACGGGCCGGGCUGAGUAUCGCGCGGAGCCGCUUCUGGCUUACUACGAGCCGGUUCGCGAGUGGCUGCAGCUCGAGAUCAAGCGUCGUGGGAUCCCGAUGGGCUGGAACUGA
Dinoponera quadriceps is the source of this 2084-nucleotide messenger RNA. RefSeq names its product angiotensin-converting enzyme-like. Gene Ontology annotation, biological process: proteolysis. The record is from RefSeq and is a predicted model, not a curated record. Bases 300 to 2084 code for a protein of 594 amino acids. The transcript is spliced from 11 exons. NCBI's taxonomy places the organism in Eukaryota, Metazoa, Arthropoda, Insecta, Hymenoptera, Formicidae. Gene Ontology annotation, molecular function: metallopeptidase activity; peptidyl-dipeptidase activity. Gene Ontology annotation, cellular component: plasma membrane.